AUGGAGCAGCCAAUUUGGUUUGCCAGCUCUCUUGGUUUCCGCCUAGCUCAUGAGUGCAGAGUGCACGUGUUUGCUUCUGAUUUUAUGCAGGUUGCAGACAUGUCCAGCCUUGGAGCUUUUCUCACCUUGCUGUAUGCGAUUUGGAUGGCCAGAAAUGAGCUAUGUUUCAAGGAGGAGGCUUCCACGUUGGAGCAGAUUUUGACCCAUGCAGCUUCACUCACACCGCUGCCACCUUUGGAGGGUCCUAUGGUUCAGCAAGUUCACCGUCCCCACACAUGGUCUCGUCCACAUCCGGGCACGUUCAAGAUCAAUUUUGAUGCGGCGAUGGCUCCUACCGGUGACGUAGGGUUCGGUCUUGUUGCUAGGAAUUCUCGUGGUGAAGUGUUGGCAGCAGCGUGCUCCUCGCAUGGUCCAGCAACAUCUUCUUUUUUAGCUGAGGGGCUCUCUUUCCGUUGGACGCUCGGUUUGGCUAUGGAUCUUGGUUUCCGGCGCGUAGUGUUGGAGACCGACUGUCUCCUUCUUUAUGAGGCGUGGAAGCGCCGGAGUGGUUGCUCUAUUUUAGACUCUUUGAUUUUAGAUUGUCGUCGUUUGUCUUCUGGUUUUGAUGCUUUUGAUUUCAGUUUUGUUCGCCGUAGUGGCAAUAGUGUCGCUGAUGCUUUAGCUAAGCGUUCUUUUACUUUGAGUGUUUUUGUUUGGAUUGAGGAGAUCCCUCAAGACUUAAAUGGCUUAGUCCAAUCUGAUGUAAUGGUCUGUGAGCCCCUGUUUCUUCUUAAUUGA
Lotus japonicus is the source of this 777-nucleotide messenger RNA. RefSeq lists its product as uncharacterized. The transcript has a single exon. Gene Ontology annotation, molecular function: RNA-DNA hybrid ribonuclease activity; nucleic acid binding. The record is from RefSeq and is a predicted model, not a curated record. NCBI's taxonomy places the organism in Eukaryota, Viridiplantae, Streptophyta, Magnoliopsida, Fabales, Fabaceae. Bases 1 to 777 code for a protein of 258 amino acids.